Molecule: messenger RNA, 2319 nt
Organism: Lodderomyces oxycetoniae
Lineage: Eukaryota; Fungi; Ascomycota; Pichiomycetes; Serinales; Debaryomycetaceae
Gene: HAP42
Product: Hap42p
Exons: 1
Coding region: 1-2319 (772 amino acids)
Biological process (GO): regulation of DNA-templated transcription
Cellular component (GO): nucleus
Source: RefSeq, a predicted model, not a curated record
AUGGACCACAAAAAUUCAGUGUCAAAUCAGGCAAUACCAAUAUCAUCACAGGCACAACUAUCAAGUAGAUUGUCAGCUUCGAAACUGGUAACAACAAUACCGUCUGCAACACCAAAUGCAACACCAUUUGCAAUACCUGCAACACCAAAUGCAACACCAUUUGCAAUACCUGCAACACCAACUGCAUCUGCAAUACCUGCAACACCAACUGCAUCUGCAAUACCUUCAACACCGUCUACUAUCCCUAUAUCCAAGAGUCUAGCCAAACACCCAACCCCCACAAACCAGAUAUUUCAACAAGUGAUGCCCCUGGCCAACUCAACUGCUCCGCGAUUACAUCCAGCUCCCAACAACACUGUGUCAGCAAAACUAAACACUAAAUCUCAUAUACAACCUGCUCCCUCAAAGCAACAACAAAUACGGCAUCAUCCUAUUGCUCCAAAGUAUACGAGAAUUCAACCAGCACUUGCUCCAAAACGCGUCACCGCAGCACUCCCACAACAAACAAGUAGAUUCAACCCCAUACCUAAUGGCAAAAUAUCCCUUUUGAUGAAACUGAAAGUACCAGCUGGUGGACGGCAUCAAGAGUCUGCUUCUUUGAAUACGUCAAAAAAAUGGGUAUUACCGCCACGUCCUCGACCCGGAAGGAAACCAACUGCAGGGGAAUGCGAUAAAACUGUUAAACCACAUGCUAGUAAAAAGAAAAUAAAAGUUGACACGGAUAAUAGCGUUGCGGCAACAGGUGUUGGUGCUGCAGCAGAAGCACCAGCACCAGCACCAGCACCAGCACCAACACCUGUUGUGAAAUUGGAAUCAAUAGAGAAAACGAAUAUGGUCCAACUAGUAAACGCACCAGAGACUAGAAACUUCAUCACAAAUGUGAAUAAAGCAGUAAUGAUUUCUGAAGGUCUUCAAAAUGGACCCGGACCUGGAUACGGACCUGGAUCUGCACCUACGCAGUUUGGUAGCGGAACUCCAGCAGUUAAGGAGAUGGCCCGGCUUUCCCAGAUCAAUCACAUCGAUAAUACUACUGCUACUACAACUGCCAACGUAUUGAGGCCAGUACAAUCUGUACCAAGCACAAGUCCAAUCAAAGUGAAAUCUGAGAUAAAGACGAUCCAGCAACCUAUACAACUAAACCCUUCAACUCUUCAAAAUGUUCAGAAAUUGCCCACGCCACCACCACCAACCAAAAUAAACGAUCCAAAUGUCCAAAUGAUGGACUUGAAAAGAUCUUAUUUAUCUAAAUUGAAAGAACAAGAAUUGAUGCGGAAUUAUAUUGAAAUAUUAACUAAUCAAAUUAAAGAAUUGAGCUUUGUUCAAAGCGGUGUAAUCACAUUCGAUGCUUUGAAAACCAAUGCUAAAUAUAGCCCCAAUGGCAUGAGCUCUAAGAGGCUUACUACAACAUUGACCAAUUCAAGAAUCGAUCAAUUGGAUAUGAUCAACAACUUGAAUGAUUUGAAUAAGUUUUUAAACUACUUGACGAAAUCAUCAGAUAUAAUCAAAAGUGUUCAAAAGCAAGCAAAUUCUGUGAAUACAUCAGAAUCAAUAAAUCGUCAAAUCGAUUACUAUUUGAAUUUAAGAAACACAUUAAAAGCGAUGAAUAAUAAAAAAAUGAACAAUUGUGCGGUAAAUGCUAACAGCAAAGAAAAUAGCAAGGGUGAGUCUCCAACUGCCACGGCAACGACAACGGCAACGGCAACGGCAACGGCAACGGCAACGACAACGGCAACGACAACGACAACGACAACGAGGACAACAACACCAAAUUCUUUCCCUGUAUCAUCAUCUUCUUCUUCUUCGUUUACUCCGGGUUUAUUGCAACCUUCCAAAGCAGCAGAUUUGUUCAAUGAUUCUACGUUUGAUUACGAUAUGGAACUACAAACCGCAACAAUUGCAGAAUCUCCUGUUUCCUCGAUCAAGACAAUGGAGAAUAUGAAGAGCAAUAGUGAUGUUUCUAAUCAAGUAAAUGAAAUGGAUAUGGACUUUUUUGUAAACGAAAAUGAAUUUUUAAAUCGACUAGUUUUGUAUGAUGAUUAUUAUGACAAUGACGAUAUCAAUGUGAAGAAGGAAGAGAUGGAAUUGGGGAAAGUUGAGAUACAUGAUGGGAUAGCGGUAGACGAAAGGCAACGAGGAGAAGGAGAAAUAGGUAAUGAUAAUAGGGACAUUUCUGUAGAGACAACUUCUAGGCAGACGAACCUUAUCAAUAACGAAACGAUUACAAAGAAGAAAUUGAAAUUCAACUGUGGGUUUUGUACAAAAGAUACUCCGUGUUUAUGUUUUGAUUCUGAUUUGGAAUUAAAUAGUUUACGACAAUGA